Aethina tumida (small hive beetle) is the source of this 735-nucleotide messenger RNA. RefSeq lists its product as uncharacterized. The record is from RefSeq and is a predicted model, not a curated record. The transcript has 5 exons. NCBI's taxonomy places the organism in Eukaryota, Metazoa, Arthropoda, Insecta, Coleoptera, Nitidulidae. The coding region runs from base 103 to 717 and encodes 204 amino acids.
CAAUUAUCCAUUUAUUGUUAAUUUUCGUAUGACAUUUUUGUUGUCAAAUUUGUCACAAACCAUUAAACCAGUUUUCAUUUCUGAUUGUAAGCUUUUUAAAGUAUGACGACGAAAUGUCCGUGCACUGGGGGGUGUUAUUCGGACAAAACUCUGGUUGGCGAUUGGGAGAAUAGUCGUGCCAGAUACCAAAAGAGACGGGAUGUUGGGGACAUGUACACCACAACAUUCAAGAAGGACUUUUGUCCUAAACCGUUAACCGAAGGUUACCAGGACUUUGUUUGGGACGAAAAGCUUAAGUCACAGGGUAACGAAUUCGUGUCGUCACUCACGAAGUACGAGAAAUCCCCCAACUACUACCAAAACUAUACCACCACCUACGACCUAACAUUCAAUCAUUUCCCUAAAAUGUACAAAAGUUACAUUCCCAGGACGUUACGAUUCAGAGCCAUGCACCACAUCCCGUCACAAGAAUAUUUAAAGACUUACGGAAAUUUGACCAGUUACGGCCUCACAGAGGCCUACAAAAAAUAUUGGGAACGUGAGGGCGAAGUGCCCAGAUUUUUGAACUCGACGGAGUACCGCGAACUUUACGAUGCGUACGAAGUGAAAUACUACCAGGAUGCACAUGCUUUAAGGAAGGACGUGAUCGCGAUUUCCCAAGGCAAAGCGAAACCAAGGAACCCGAUAACUUGGGAAGACAUAAAAGUCGAAAAUUAAAUUACCGUAUACAAUUAA